Pleuronectes platessa (European plaice) is the source of this 5969-nucleotide messenger RNA. Its product is annotated as axin-1. Gene Ontology annotation, biological process: negative regulation of canonical Wnt signaling pathway. The coding region runs from base 241 to 2898 and encodes 885 amino acids. The record is from RefSeq and is a predicted model, not a curated record. The transcript has 13 exons. Lineage: Eukaryota; Metazoa; Chordata; Actinopteri; Pleuronectiformes; Pleuronectidae.
CAGCUCCGUAUUAUUGAAAGCAGCCACCAUGGGGAGUUAAGGGCAAGACGACGGGUUCUUUUCGUUAAUAUUUAAUAUCGGAAAUCCAUCCAUAUGCUGCGCCCCGGAGCCCCCAGUUCGCACCAAGAUCCCCGAUGCAGCGGAUCGCGGGGACCGGGCUUUCAGAGACGGGUGAAUCGUUUGCCAGCGGAAUCUUUGCCAGAGGCGAAGAUCUGACCUCUGCCUUGUGCAACCAGAGACAUGAGUGUUGUCAGAGAAUUACAUGGGAUUGGGUACAGGGGUGGUGGGGGGGUCGUAACCUCUCUGCGCGGCCCUUCCCACUUCACCGAGGAUGCGCCGAGACCCCCUGUUCCUGGCGAGGAGGGGUCUGAUGUGGACCCUCCGGUCCAGUCAACCAACACUCGUCCCAACACCCUUUCCCAAACCCUCGGUUAUUCCCCCUCAUCCUUGUUAUCUAAAAUGGGGGAUCCAUCGAGUUACACGCCCUCCUCGUCGUCAGCGACUCCGCGUCGCCCGGAUCUGGACCUGGGGUAUGAACCUGAGGGCUCGGCUUCACCCACUCCACCUUACCUGAAGUGGGCCGAGUCGCUUCACUCUCUCCUGGACGACCAGGAAGGCAUCCAGCUGUUCCGAAACUUCCUGUGCCAGGAAGGGUGUGCGGACCUCCUGGACUUCUGGUUCGCCUGCUCGGGGUUCAGGAAGACCAGCCAGGAGAAGAGGGCAAAGCUGGCCAAGGCCAUCUACAGGAAGUACAUUGUGGACGGAAGUGGGAUUGUCUCCCGGCAGAUCAAAGCACCCACCAAGAGCUUCAUCAGAGACUGCGUGGGAAAGCCGCAUCCAGACCCGGCCAUGUUUGAACAGGCCCAGACAGAGAUCCAGGCCAUGAUGGAGGAGAACACCUACCCUUUGUUCCUCAAGUCGGAUCUGUAUCUGGAGUACACGCGGACGGGAGGAGAGAGCCCCAAACCGAACCCCAGUGACCAGAGCCCGUCGUCUGGGCCAGCCAAGACUGUGCCCGGGUACUUACCCACACUGGCUGAGGAUGAGGAGUGGAGGUGUGGGGGAGGAGGAGCGAGAGAAGAGGACGAAGAGAACGACGAGGAGGAUUGUGAAGACACACCGGCUGGGAGGCUGACUCAGAGCCUGCUGAUGCAGACAACCCCACAGAGAGUCUUGGCCAGCAGCAGGAGAGGGCAGGACAGCAGGGAGUGCAGACCGUGGAGGGAGCCGGUGAACCCAUACUACGCGAACAUGGGCUACGCUCGCGCUCCAGCCACCAGUGCCAACGACAGUGAGCAGCAGAGCAUGUCGAGCGACGCGGACACACUGUCGCUCCCCGACAGCAGCGUAAAUGAUAUUCCUCCAUACCGAUAUCGGAAGCAGCAUCGUAAAGAGAUGCAUGAAAGUGCCAAAGCCAAUGGACGCGUGCCCCUACCUCAUAUACCUCGCACGUACCGAAUGCCAAAGGACAUCCACGUAGAGCCGGAGAGGUUUGCAGCGCAGCUCAUCAGCAGGCUGGAGACGGUUCUCCGAGAGAGAGAGGCUCAGGAGCGACUCGAGGAGAGGCUGAAGAGAGUACGACUGGAAGAAGAGGGUGACGAUGCUGACAUCUCCGUGACAACCUCCAUGUCCUCUCAUAGCAUGCCACUCCCUCUCCCCUCGUCGUUCGCCCCGCUCUACGGAGCCCGCUACUCAGAGACCACUGCCCACACGGCAACAGCCGCCACUUACGGCGGCCUGGUGGCCAUGGAGGACUCCCACGACGACGACCCGGAGUCCAUCUUGGACGAUCAUGUGUCGCGCGUGAUGAAAACACCGGGCUGCCAGUCGCCGGGGGCAACCAACAGCACCUUAGGAGGAGGGGGGGGUCGACACUCUCCUCCCAAAUCAUCACGCUCACCUGAUGGAGGCACCGGACCGCCCCACUUCCCCCCACACCGAGGGCCAGUUCACAGUCUUCCUGUUGCCGGGGUCAAAGGUGUGCAUCACCACAAGCCGCAGUACCACCACCGAGGGCAGGAGGAGACGGGCUCAAGGUCUCAGCCCAACACGUGGAACGGAGACCCGGCCGGUCAGUAUGCAGGGAGAAGUCGGAACUACGCCGACGGGGCCGGAUCCAGCACGCUCGACACGAUGGGUAACGGCAGCAACAGGAGCACGCUGUCACGGCGAGGGUGUAAGAAGGCUUCAGAGACAUCGGGCAAAGUCGAAGAGAGUAUGCGGGGUCAGGAGACACAGGUGCAGCACGAGGAUCUGGAGAGAAACCAGAAGAUCCUGCAGUGGAUGAUGGAAGGAGACCGACAAAGGAAGACCACCCAUGGUGGCAGCACCAGCAGCUCCAGGAGGACGGGACCCAGCAGCGAGUCACCGCGUCCCACUUCAGUGGAGCGACCCGGAGCGGUCCACCCCUGGGUCUCUGCCCAGCUGAGAAACAACCCCUCUUCGGUGUCCACCGCCAUCCCCGGCCCAUCGUCCGCCCAGGUCCAGCCCUCGCACCCGUUCAUCCAGGACCCAGCUAUGCCCCCCAACCCGGCUCCCAACCCCCUCACCCAGCUGGAGGAGGCUAGGAGGAGACUGGAGGAGGAGAGGAGGAGGAACGCACUACAGCAGGCCAAGCAGAGGCACAAGUCUGGUAAGCGCCAGGUGUGUGAGAACAUAACGGUCGCCUACUACUUCUGUGGAGAGCCGAUCCCAUACAGAACAUCAGUCAAAGGCCGUGUGGUGACUCUAGGCCAGUUCAAGGAGCUGCUUACCAAAAAGGGCCACUACAGGUUCUACUUUAAGAAAGUGAGCGACGAGUUCGACUGUGGUGUGGUGUUUGAGGAGGUCCGCGACGAUGACGCCAUCCUGCCGAUCUUCGAGGAGAAGAUCAUCGGGAAGGUGGAGAAGGUCGACUGAAAUCUGGGAACAGGAAGACAAAACAGAAUUGCGACAAGUUGAAUCAUUUGAAACGAGUAGAUUGGACGAGAGGAACACGCGGGUGGGAAAUUGGAAAACGGAAGAAAGGAAGUAGGAAAGAUGGAGCCGGAGCGAUGUGUGAACAGGAGGGAGACUGCGCUGCAUGGUAAAAACUCAAGUAUUAAGGGAGGUGGUUAUUUUUUAUGGAAUAUCUGGAUUUCUGCGACAGCGCCUGGAUCAAACCCACAUCAAGGCCAGAUGAAACCGGAGCGGAGGAAAAGGAACGUAAAUUAUUUCACCUGUCCUGUCUCCGCUGUGGAUAUCGGAGGAGGGCUGUUAAAAUCUGAUGUCUGACCAGUCUUCCACUGCGAUGGAUGGAAGAGGGUGCGAGGACUGCUGGAAGGAGAGAGGCUGAAGUAGUCCUCCACCUUUUGCUCGGGGGGGUUGGGGGUUGGGGGGGGGGAGUCUGUCCUCCGCAGACCAUUACGAUGCUGCUACAUUACCACGGAAACUCUUCAAUCGGUGCUCGGGACAGUCAAGACAGCGGUUUUGUUCCUCUGUGGAGUCGCGCUGCCUUUUGCUGUCUCUGUUCCUCGUCAGCUGGUGACAUGGGGAGAGGACAGAGGAUUUCGGGGGGGGGGGGGGGGCGCCUGUCACUCCUCCCAUUGACUUCAUAGCCUCAAACACAGAGAAACUCUCUCACCCUUGAUUCCUAGAUGUCAUGUAGUGAUCUCUCACAUCAGACAUGUUCAGACAACAGUUCUCUACAUAACUUGUUUACCAAAGCUACAUAUUUUUGAUAAGACAAGUAUCCUAGCUACUUGUUUCUCAUUUUAUUUGAAUUGUGUAUAUGUACAAGGCAGGUACUAUUACUUACUAAUGCAGCCUAAUUUCGUCAUAUCUCAACUUAAUUUUGUAUUAUCGUGUAUGUUUUGAAACCUAGUUCAUUAGUCAUUUCAGGGCAGCCAUUUUGUUCCUUCUUUCCUCUCAACCACACCUCAGUUCCGGACAGUUUACCUCUUUGCGUGUGCAGUUUUGUUCUCCUGAGCGAAAGAUUUUAAACAUAGGAUCUUUUUUUUGUUUUGUUUUUUUAAAUCCCACACCCAUCGACUUGUGCACACUGCAAGUUGACAACUUUGACCACAUUAUCUGUCAUUUUAAAACAGGUCCCACUGUCCCCUCAUGUAUCGUGUAUCUUCUCUGCUAUAUGGAGAGCCUGUGUGUGUGUAACUCAGUCUAGGUGCCUGCCUGCCUGCCUGGCCAGUGCCAUUACUAUCUAGAGCUCUUCUUCUGAAGCGUGUGGGUGAGUGUGGAAAGCCCGUGUGGGUCGUGUAUGUCUGACCUUAGCCAAAGAGCAUAUCGUACGUCCCCGUAUGCCUACAUGCGUGUGUCCGUGCAGUCCAAGUGUAGGAGUUUCAAAUAUUUUUAUUUUUUUUAAUCCCUUCUCCCUCUUUUGCAAAUUCCCAAACGUCAAUUAUUGCAGGUUAACUUUGAGUUUGAAAUCUGAAGCUUAUCUUAAAAGAUUAGACAAUUUGGGAAAUGUGCUUAUUUGCUUUUGUGUUGAGAGUUAGGUGAGAAAAUUGACUCUGCGUUGACGUCUGUAUCGCAGCGGUGAAGCCUACGGCACGGAGUUGAAUAGCUUUUGUAUGUGUUACACAAACGAGGGCUCUCAGAUAUUGAUUAUUGAUUUAUUCUUAUUUAUAUUUUUUUUAUUAAUCAAUUGGUCUAUAUAAUGUCACCACUCACACUUCCCUAAAGCCUGUUUGACCAGCAGAUCAAAAUGUAAAGAUAUUUAAUUUUAUAUCACUUAAGAGAAAAAGAAGCAGUAACAUCUCAUAAUUAAGUAACUGUAGCUAGAGAGUGUUGGACAUCUUUCCUUUAAAUUAUUUAUAUAAAUUCAGCCCUAAAGCAAACUGGAUAUAUCGUGAUAAUUGGUGAGCUUUAAAGGUGCUGGUAGGUCCUGGUGUUUCCCCCCGUUUCCAGUCUUUAUGCUAAGCUAACUGGCUAUUGCUGCAUAUUCAUAUUCUAUGUACAGACAUUAGAUUGAUGUAGAAUUUUCUUAUUUUACUCUCAUUAAGAAAGUACAAAAGCAAAUUUCAAGGAAAUAAUAAAGUAAUUCUUCCCAACAGCAGUUGGGCCUCAGAGUGCGUAAUUCACCAGCUACGUAAACUGAAUGUAAUCUGACUUUUUACCGACUUUAACCUGUUCAUAUGAAAACAAAACAUCCCUUAUUUGCAAUAUCCUCUUGCCGGAGUUGCCCUUCAGUAUUGAUCAUCUAUGCUGGUAGAUAACUGAAUGUGUUCAUCAAACAUGGGGGGGGGGGGUUCCUACAGAAAGUCUUGCAGGAAUGUCAAAUACAAUUUGUCCUGGGGUUCUGCCCAGUAAGGGAAACAUAGGAUUGUAAAACGUUCUUGUCCUCACUUCGACACAUUUUGCCUUCAAUAUGAAAUUUUAAAUUUAGAUUAUGUAUUUGUUUAUUAAAAAAAAAUUAUGUAAUUUUAAUAAUCACCGAGCAUGUUCUUUAUAAGGAAUGUUUUCCUGAUGAGUUGGAUUAUCUGUUUUGUUCUAAUGUUUAUGUGCAAACUGCUACGACCCCUCUGACACAUUUUAUCUGUUGUGUUAGAACAAACACCCAGGGACAGUUAAUGAAGUGACAACAUUUGUUCAGAGUUGUUUCUUGUGAUUAUGAUUUGACGGACAAAGCAAACAAAACAGCGUCUGUUGUGUCGUCGAUUUGUGUGAAACACAGUGCCUUUAUCAUGAUAUCUUUCGAAAUGAUGUUUAUUGAACCAAUCCUUGCUUUUAAUGUAAGUUCUUAUCUUCAGUCAGUCCCGUUAUCUUUUUCUUUUUUUGUUGUUAGCUGCAGUCAUGCUUGCUCACUUCUGUUCUGAUAGACUCUCUGCUGUAAAUAUGUACAUUAUCAUUUCAUAUGUUUCUUCAGACCUGCACCACAUGGUGUUUGUCCAUGGUGUUUCUGUUUUUCAAAGGUAAACACCAAGAUGUCACUGUGCUGGUUCCACUUGUACAUUUCUUUUAAAAAGGUACUUCAUAAUAAAGAUGUUGAAUAAACA